CAGGAGCAUGUUUUAAAAUCAGUGUAAACUAGCCAACGACCAGUGAACUUCCUAACACUUAUGGUACCUUAACACUUAACAAUAAAAGUAACUAAACUUUAUUUCUAUUGAGGAGUUUGCUUAAGAAGGUUAGAUAUGAAGGUAGACAUUAUUUGAAUACCAAUGUCUCAAAAUUGAAAAGUUGAGGCAACAUCGCCUUCUAGACAUGCAUGAUUAGGCCUACUUCGCGUGGUACCUGAGUUAUUACGCACAGUUCAGUGCAAAAGACUGCUUUGCGGCUAAAACCCUGCAUACAAGUGCGUUGGUAUUAGCAGCUGCAGAAAAUGCCAAACCGGAACGAAACAAGACUUUUUCUAUCUACAGAUGGAACCCAGACCAACCUGAUAACAAGCCCACAAUGCAAAACUACACAGUUGAUCUCAACAAAUGCGGUCCCAUGGUCCUUGACGCGCUAAUCAGGAUCAAAAGUUAUAUGGACCCAACCCUAACCUUCCGCAGAUCCUGCAGGGAGGGCAUCUGUGGAUCAUGCGCCAUGAACAUCGGUGGAGUGAACAAUUUGGCCUGCAUAUGUAAAAUAGACACGAGAUUGGACAAGCCAACCAAGAUCUACCCAUUGCCGCACAUGUAUGUGAUCAAGGAUCUGGUGCCAGACAUGAAUCACUUCUACAAGCAGUACCACUCAAUCCAGCCGUGGCUGCAGCGUAAUGUCGAGGGAAAGGGUACUCAAUCGUACCUACAGAGUCUCAACGAUCGCGAAAAACUGGAUGGUCUGUACGAGUGUAUUCUAUGCGCCUGCUGUUCCACAUCAUGUCCCUCCUACUGGUGGAAUGGCGCUAAGUUCUUGGGGCCUGCUACACUGAUGCAGGCCUACCGCUGGAUCAUAGAUUCGCGAGAUGAAGCUACGGAACAGCGACUGGGCAGACUCAAGGACUCGUACUCUGCCUUCCGUUGCCAUACCAUCAUGAAUUGCACAAUCGUCUGCCCCAAGGGUCUCAACCCAGGAAAGGCAAUAGCGGAGUUAAAAAAACUUCUGGUGGGAAUGGCCAAGAAGGAGGCCCCUGGAAUGAAUACAGCUGCUCUACAAAAGUAGCUGACAAAAAUUUUAAUUGUUUCGUUAAUAUAAUCGAUUUAAAGUCAGUCUAAAUGUGCAUAGAACAUAAUUCUUGUUAUUGCACAGCAAAGUAAAUUAUACAAUUUCAUUACAUUUAAACCUAACGUUAACCAAUACUACAUCAUUCAGUAAAAAUCAUUUACUUACUUUUAUCAAUAUUCGAAUAACAUUUCGUUUUUCCCAGAUAAAUGUAAACAUAAAGCUAUGUUUUCAAUGUUGUA
This is a messenger RNA of Homalodisca vitripennis (glassy-winged sharpshooter), 1332 nucleotides long. Its product is annotated as succinate dehydrogenase [ubiquinone] iron-sulfur subunit, mitochondrial-like. NCBI's taxonomy places the organism in Eukaryota, Metazoa, Arthropoda, Insecta, Hemiptera, Cicadellidae. Gene Ontology annotation, molecular function: electron transfer activity; 2 iron, 2 sulfur cluster binding. Bases 398 to 1090 code for a protein of 230 amino acids. The record is from RefSeq and is a predicted model, not a curated record. Gene Ontology annotation, biological process: respiratory electron transport chain; tricarboxylic acid cycle; aerobic respiration. Gene Ontology annotation, cellular component: mitochondrial membrane. The transcript is spliced from 6 exons.